UUAAUAUAAAGUGCCCACCGAUAACCGCCUCUCGCAAAAUAAAAAACGCCCACAGAAAGGGGAACCUCUCUCUCUAUCUUUCAAUGGCUUUGAUCACAACUUCAUCAACAAAGCCUAGAUCUUUCGUAUUUUCACGUCUUUGUCUUUCCAAGAAGUCUCUGAACAAUACUAAAUCACUAAAUUUUAGCCAUUUAGAAAGCAAGAGAAUUUACCCCACUUUUGUACCUUGUGUUCGUAGUUGUAACAAAAGGAAGUGGUUUGCAAUUGUAAAUGCAGCAUCAGUAGAAGGCGCAGAGCCUGAACCAGAGUCAGAAGUGAGAAGUUGGGGGAGAAUUUUGUUAUCAGAUGUGGCGGUAAAGAGGAAAAGAAGGGUCUAUUUUGGGAGGAAUUGGAACUCAUUAGAUACAAGCACUGCCGGCGUUGUUUUGGCAAUGCAUUUGCUGAGUCUUUUUGCACCAUUUCACUUUAAUUGGAGUGCUUUUUGGGUUGCUUUUGGACUUUAUGUUAUCACAGGACUUCUGGGUAUCACUCUUUCUUUUCAUAGGAAUCUUUCUCAUAGAAGUUUUAAGUUACCCAAAUGGCUCGAGUAUCUGUUUGCUUAUUGUGGAGUUCAAGCCCUUCAGGGGAACCCAAUUGAUUGGGUUAGCACACAUAGGUAUCAUCACCAGUUUUGUGAUUCAGAAAGAGAUCCUCACAGCCCCCUUGAAGGGUUUUGGUUUAGUCACAUGAGUUGGCUUUUUGAUACCAAUUCUGUAGUGGAAAGAUGUGGGGGACCAAGCAAUGUUGGGGAUUUAGAGAAGCAGCCAUUCUACAGAUUUCUGAGAAGCUCAUAUGUCCUCCAUCCAAUUGCACUCGGAGUUUUGUUAUAUGCACUGGGAGGCUUUCCCUUCGUUGUAUGGGGAAUGGGUGUUAGGAUUGUGUGGGUGUAUCACAUCACUUGGUUCGUGAAUUCAGCUUGCCAUGUAUGGGGAAACCAAGCAUGGAACACUGGAGAUUUGUCCAAGAACAACUGGUGGGUGGCAUUGCUUGCAUUUGGAGAAGGGUGGCACAACAACCACCAUGCGUUUGAGUACUCAGCUCGACACGGCCUGGAAUGGUGGCAAGUCGACAUGACUUGGUAUGUGGUAAAAUUUCUGCGAGCCAUUGGUUUGGCGACGGAUGUGAAGCUACCAACUGAGCUUCAAAAAAAGAGAAUGGCAUUCAACAAUUGAAGUUAUGUUGUUGCCAUUGAUACUUGUGGUAGGCAAAUUCUAAUAGAUUCUUGUUCAACUUGUUCAGCGAUUCUUGGUGAGGCAAAUGAAUGAUUUUUUUUUUUGUUUUUCUUGGUUUGUGGUGAACUGAAUUCUAGCUCUCUAAGAUUUUUACCUUUUAUGAUUCAUAUUUUGUUGUUGAAGUUUUUAUCAAUGAAUAAAUGAUUUUAGCCAACA
Molecule: messenger RNA, 1427 nt
Organism: Mangifera indica (mango)
Lineage: Eukaryota; Viridiplantae; Streptophyta; Magnoliopsida; Sapindales; Anacardiaceae
Product: palmitoyl-monogalactosyldiacylglycerol delta-7 desaturase, chloroplastic-like
Exons: 5
Coding region: 84-1211 (375 amino acids)
Biological process (GO): lipid metabolic process
Cellular component (GO): endoplasmic reticulum membrane
Molecular function (GO): oxidoreductase activity, acting on paired donors, with oxidation of a pair of donors resulting in the reduction of molecular oxygen to two molecules of water
Source: RefSeq, a predicted model, not a curated record